GGGGUAAGAGUACAUUUCAAGAGGAGUAUCAGAUCGGGCGAAUGCCAAUUACAACGAUGGCAUUCAGCAGGAGUGCCAGUGUGCUGCGAGUGGAUUUUAGAGCAUGUUGGCACAUAGCGGUAUUCGUGUUCUUGCAGGUCCAUGUAGGAACAGGUCAAUAUCCCGUUCUCGUUGCUGCUGGUACAGGACAAGGAACGCCAUUCAUAAUGACAUUUGGCGAUGGGCAGUCUACCGCUGACGUUCUCAGCUACAUGCCGGUGUGUAUUGUGACCAGUGGAUCAGCACCGUUCAUUCGACUAGAGAAGACUGAUGGUAGCCUGGUGCUGGGUGUGACCGGUUCGUUCACUGGUUUUGGCAGGGCCCCUUUGAACACCACAGCACACCCUUCACUCAACGCAUCAUACACUGGAGUGUACCAUUGCCGAACCGACGCCCGCUACUCACCACAGUUGUACCAGCUCAAUGUUGUGGCUCGACAGAUUCGGUCUUCAUUCCCUACGUCACUGCCACUAGUUUACAUGGAUGGCAAUCACACCAUAUCAUGCAUGUCAAGUGGCAAUUUCCCUUUCAAAUUAUCUUGGAACACAACACUAUCUCCGGAUUCUGAGCUGAUUUGGACAAUGACAUCGGCGAAUAUCGUACAUUCGACAUUCAGCUUCAAGCUGAACGACCCACAGUUCGUAAUAACAGAGCGUGAUACGUCCGGUGUUGCCUUCAACGUAACCUGUAAGACCUGGUAUACUACACACUUCGACUGCGUUGCAGCGGGCUCAAUUCCUGCACGACCUCACGAUGUGAUUCAAAGGUGCUUAAAUUCCUCCCAGCCAGUAUCUACGAUUGUUUCUGUCACUAUUCAAGCACCACGCUGUAGCGCACUACACACUCUCAACCUGAAUGUGAAUGUGACGUCAUCAACACCUAGCAAGAGAGGUAGCAUUGUGAAUGUGCAGUGCAUUCCUCCAUACAAUCUAACCAAUGGAGUGCAGCAGGUCACGUGUUUGGCAAACGGAUUUUGGACAGUUCUCCCGACGUGUGUUGUGACGCACUGCGCCUCUGUGAACCACUCCACGAUCACCUACCUGCCUAGAACACCAAUUGGAGCCUCUGCUGUUACAAAAUGUCGUGAGCCCUACAGCGGUAUAACUGGCCCAAACAACGUGCAGUGUAUGGCUGCAGGUAUCUGGAGUACGCUCCCCGCUUGCCCUGACAUUGAUGAAUGCAUAACUGGAGAUCAUAACUGCUCUGAGAAAUGUACUAACGCUCAACCUGGAUAUGUAUGCAAUUGCUUCAAUGGAACGGCGGGAUGCUUUGUGACACAUUGUGCAGCUGUGAACCAGUCAACAGUGGGCUAUAUAGAGAGGCGUGCCAUUGGUCAAACUGCCACUGUGGAGUGUCGCCGUGGAUACGACAGCUUACUGGGGCCAACAGCAGUUACAUGCAUGGCCAGUGGAAAGUGGACUGAGCUGCCUACAUGCCACGAUAUUGAUGAAUGCUCCAUGGAAGAGAAGCCGUGUGCCCUUUAUUGCACAAACCUCACACCCGGCUUUAUGUGCACGUGUGUAAACGGGACUGUCGGGUGCUUCGCCCAACAGCAUGAUAAGAUGUGCAACACGGAACAACCGAUCACCAUUGAGAUUUUCGUCGGAGCGUUGGCUGCAAGCCUGUUAUUUGGUUCCCUCAUUACAUUUCUGCUAACACGACGCGUGUGUGGCGCAUCCCAUCUGGACACCAAAGGAUCGGAGAUACCGCCAGAGAGUACACGCCAUGACACGCCAAACAUUGCCUACGAAAAUGCGGAGAUAGGGGAGACUGUAAUGACGAGCAGCGAGGCAUACGUAGCCGUUGGGGCGGGAGAUACGGCUACCUACCUGGCUGUUCUGCCAUAAAAUUUAGACAGCAGAGUGUUGUUUUCUCAUGGGAAAAUUCAUCAUUGAUAUGUGCAUGCUAGAGAUUGAAACGUGAGAUUCACUGCUAAACAGUGUAGAAGUAAUUUCCGUGAAACUCAUCUGCAGUUAUUUCCUAGAAAAUAUAACUUCAUGCUGGAGCUUGUACUAAAUAUUUGUUACUUUGAGGCGUCCAUACGAAUCUGAUUGCGCGUCUCGCACUGUGUAUCUGUCUGCAAUAACAUUAUUCGCUGUGAUUUCUUACUUCUAUAGUCUAAAAUUUAAAACUGUUCAACGCCUUUGUGAAUAAGGAUAAUUAUGGAUUAGCAGUACUAACGUUAGUACUAGUAGU
Molecule: messenger RNA, 2235 nt
Organism: Sycon ciliatum
Lineage: Eukaryota; Metazoa; Porifera; Calcarea; Leucosolenida; Sycettidae
Exons: 10
Coding region: 42-1886 (614 amino acids)
Molecular function (GO): calcium ion binding
Source: RefSeq, a predicted model, not a curated record